Molecule: messenger RNA, 1035 nt
Organism: Striga hermonthica
Lineage: Eukaryota; Viridiplantae; Streptophyta; Magnoliopsida; Lamiales; Orobanchaceae
Source: the annotation of a GenBank genome assembly
AUGAAGAAGAAGAAGCAAAAGCAAACAACUGUGGCGGCCGACGCCGCCGGCACCGUCGAUUUUGACCUCAAAUCUGCCAUCCACCUGCACAGCGGAUUUUUCGACCACUUGAUUGAACUGAUUCCCGCCAGAUUCUACCUUCCGAGAGAAGAUGCCGAUUCGAAGCCAUGGUACCAGGGCCUCUCCAAAGCCGCCAAGGCCUCACUGAAGCAUCAGUCGAAACAGAACCUCAAGCUCGCCCGCCGCCACCGCUUUGACCCCGACGGUGAGCCCUCCUCCACCCUCCACCUCCUCCAGCAGCAACAGAAUAGCAAAGGUACUGCCGGCGAAGAUGGCGCCGGUCUUGAGGAGGAAGACUCCCGGCCUAAUCCGAUUGAUAUCGAGGAUGAUAAGGCGAAGUCUGUAACCUACGAGGAGCUCCGAGCUAAACUGCGACGAAAAAUCGAGCUGCUGAGGGGAAACAGGGGAGAGGGGAGAGUUCACCAGAAGGUGUCGAAAAAUGAUGGGUUCAAGAGGAAAAGGGAUGAGGAAAAUGACGGUGGAAGUGGUGAAAAGGGAGAUCUUUCGGAUGAGGGCGAUGAUGGUGAGGAGAUUAUCGAGUAUGGAAAGGUGAGAUUAGGAGACGAGGAUGAGGGGAAGCGUGCAAAGAAAAAGAAGAAGAAACUGCCCAAGGCCAAGGAACUUGAAUUGGCCAAGAAAAUGCAGGAGGUGAAGAAGGAGAAUCCGACUGUGGCCGAGCGGGAGUCGUGGAAGGCAGCCACCAGCCGGGCCAUGGGCGUGAAGGUCCACGACGAUGCGCGGUUAAUCAAGGAGAGCAUGAAGAGAGAGAAGAGGAAGAGGGAGAAGAAUGCUGAGAAAUGGAAGGAGAGAGUCGAGACCCAGACGAAGAUGAAGGAUGAGAGGCAGAGGAAGAGGAAAGAAAACAUCCAGGGGAGGAUCAAUGAGAAGAAGAUGCGGAGGAUUGCCAAGCGCGAGAAGAAGCUGAUGAGGCCUGGGUUUGAGGGCAGGAAGGAGGGAUACAUUACUAAGGAGUGA